AAGAUGGCGGCGGGAGCCGAGCGCGGCGCGGGGCUGCCCGCGGAGCCGCCGCCGCUGAGCCCCGAGGAGGUGGCGAGGCGGCUGGAGAGCACCCGCCGCGAGCUCAGCAACCGCCGCAAGAUCCUGCUGAGGAACCUGCCGGCCGAGAGCAGCAGCCAGGAAAUCCACGACUUGUUUAAAGAUUAUGAAAUCAAGUAUUGUUACGUGGACAGAAAUAAAAGGACAGCAUUCGUUACUCUGUUGAAUGGAGAGCAGGCUCAGAGCGCCAUUCGGAAAUUCCACCAGUAUUCCCUGCGUGGAAAAGAGAUAUCUGUGCAGCUCCAACCCACAGAUGCCUUGCUGUGCAUCACGAAUUUGCCCGUUUCAUUCACCUUGGAAGAGUUUGAAGAACUUGUGCGUGCCUAUGGCAACGUGGAGAGGUGUUUCUUGGUGUACAGCGAGGCCACUGGUCAUUCCAAGGGCUAUGGCUUUGUGGAAUACAUGAAGAAGGACUCUGCUGCAAAGGCCAGGCUGGAACUUCUGGGGAAGCAGUUAGAGGAGAGCACUCUGUUUGCACAGUGGAUGGAUGUGAACCAGCUGACCACAAACCUUAUUCACUCCAAGUGCCUUUGUGUAGAUAAAUUACAAAAAGACUGUGCUGAUUCGAAAGAACUGAUCCAAGCUUUCUCCCUGAAGUACAAACCUGUGUUCUGCCAGUUUGCCCAGGAUGAGGACGGUGGCACCGGGGACUUCGCCGUGGUGGAGUACGAGAGCGCGGAGCAGGCGGAGAAGGUCCGGGAGCUCACCGAUGGAAUGACCCUCAAAGGGAGGAGAGUCCACGUGUCCUACUGUGCCCCCGGAGCGGCGGGAAGGAGCACCUUGGCAGCACUUAUAGCAGCACAGAGGAUGAUGAGGAACAAUAGGAAAGGCUUGCUCCCAGAGCCAAAUCCAGUGCAGAUCAUGAAGAGUUUUAAUAAUCCAGCAAUGUUGCAGAUGCUGCUGCAGCCCCAGUUGCGUGGCCACACUGUUAAACCUGUUCUUGGAGCAUCUGCAGCUUUACCUCAUCUUAUAAAUUCAGCAGUUGGCCCCCCUUUUUUGCAGCUGAACAAAGUUCAUCAGAGCUCAAUUCUGGGGAACACAUCCAACCUGCUGCUGCAGAGCCCUGCCCACCUGCCACUGCCCCAGCAGCAGCUCCUGAAGAUGGAAAACAUCCAGGCUAACAGUAAACCAGGUUUGCUGGGAGAACCUCCAACAAUGCUCCUCCAGACAGUGCUGGGAAUAGGGAUGAUGCCAGCGGUGAGCUCAGGAAUGGGAACCCGAGGAGAAGCUCUGAAGUCAGCAGCAGGGAUGGGCAUGCUGCCAUUCUUCCCGAAUCAGCACAUUGUUGGACAAGCCAUCCCAGGGCAAAAUAAUGCUCCGGACAAACCCUCCCUGGGUGAAGCCGUUGUGUCGGGAUCACAGCCUUAUCCCCAGACCCUGACAACCCUUCCUGCUGCAGCUCUGAGGGCUGGACACACCAAACAACAGAACCAGCUCAAAAGCACUGACACAAAUCUGGGGACUACCUUGAAAAAACAGACUUCACUGCUUGGGGAACCACCAAAAGAAAUUCGCCUGAGCACCAACCCCUACUUGAAUUUGGCAAGUGUGUUGCCUGGGAUGUGCCUGCCAGCAGCAAUUGCCAGCAAAGCCUCCAAUCCACAGCAGCAGACUGGCCUUCCAAACAACGUGGUGGAUGCUGCCGUGUCUCAGGGAACUGCAUCGCAACACGCCAUGGAGAACUAUUUCAGCUACUCUCAGCAGCCUGGGGAGUACACACAGGUGGCUCCAGCCCGGAGUGAGAAGCGCAGCUCCUCGUACCUCAUUUCCUCCCCGGAGCCCGGCCCCGUGGAAUUCCCGGCUCCGGGAUCCGCAGUGCGUUACACAGAGUCCUCCCUCAAAAAAAAACGUGUGUAUUGAGCCUGGAACCCUCCCUCCUGCCUGGGGGGGGCAAGGCAGGCCUGGACCUCUGCUAUUUAUUGCUGCCUUAACUCCACACACGUCAUUCUGCUCCCUGGGUCGUCGUGGUGGCCCAGGAGGAGCCCCCUCUGUCACGGCACAUCCGAGGACACGGUACGUAUGUGAGGGGUGGCUGGUCCUUGGUGGUCUCACUUUCCCUUGGGAGAAGAGGGGAUGGUGUUGGUUUGUCACCUGCCCCACCAGAGCAGCUGAGGGCCAGAGCACAGUGACUUGGGAGCUGUGGCAGCUCCACCAGCUGAAAGCAAUAAAUCCCUGAGGAAGGAAAGCUGAUCCUUUCUCCAGUCCUCAGGCUGAGGAACUUAAAAGAGGAAGUCUUGAUAGUAAUUAUUUUGUAUUUUUUUAACUCAGAACGUGUGGGUUUUUUCCAACCUGACUUUUUCCAGGAUUAAGAAUCCUGCAUUUACAGCCUUGGCAUUUUUAAUAUUUCCUCUCAGUCCUGGAACGGAGCGAUACCAAAUGUACUCCCAGAGCCUCGGUGAUGUUCUCAAUAAAUGGCUGGUAAAAGGAAGAUGUUAUACUGUGCUGCCUUGGAAUUUUCAGUGGGAUCUGGAUAGGUGACACUUGGACAGUGGAGUAACCUUUAUCUGCUUUUAGGCUGAGAAUCCACAGCUUUUCCUGGGAGGCAGUGAUUCCCAGGGUGUGGAUGUACCCCUGUAACACAGGGGGUGUGGUGAAGCCCCUCCUCCUUCCCCAGGUGUGGGACAGCUGAGCCAGGUGUGUCCCUGCUCUUCCAGGGCCACCCACAGCCACUGUUUCCCAGAUUGAGUGUAUUUUCCUUUUUUCCUUAUUUUGUGUUUUUAAGACUUCUUGUAUUUUUAGCUUAUUCAUUAAGAAUUGUUCUUUUCUGCUGUCAGUCCUUAUAGUUGAAGAUUAGCAAUCCUUACUUUUGCAGUCGGUGUUGAGACAGGUAAAGAAGGAGCCAUCCCUCAUUCCAAGGAAUCCUUGGAAUCCUUUGCCUUGGAAUCAUGCAGCAAAUCCAUUUGGACUGAGUUCACCGAGGCCACAACCUUCCUUACCCUUCCUAGUUAAUACUGAAGCCAUUUUUCAAUACUGAUUUUUUUUAAAUAAAUAAAAAAAAGGUUUUAAACUUUGCCUUUCAAGCUUUGGGAUGUGAUCAGGAUCAGUAUUUUCAAAGCUUAAAAACAAAAAAAUCCCAAUCCCUCCUCCUUCAGCUGCUGGGCUGUGGAACUGGCCCACCCUUUGUGCACAAACAGAGAACAGGAGCUUUUCUGGGAUUCUGCCUGUAUGUAUUGAGAAAUUAACUUGUAAUAUUUUGUUCCAACUGUUUGUAUAUGCAACUUUCUCAACUUGUUACACUUUUCAAUGAAAAUAAAUUGUUGGUACAUAUUUAAAGUGGUUUUCUGUGGGAGGGAAACAGCCUUGGACUACUUUAGUCAGGUAAGGUAGGGAAAGGUGGUUUCAAAACACGUUCUGACCAC
Molecule: messenger RNA, 3437 nt
Organism: Myiozetetes cayanensis
Lineage: Eukaryota; Metazoa; Chordata; Aves; Passeriformes; Tyrannidae
Gene: RAVER2
Product: ribonucleoprotein, PTB binding 2
Exons: 12
Coding region: 4-1938 (644 amino acids)
Cellular component (GO): cytosol
Molecular function (GO): mRNA binding
Source: RefSeq, a predicted model, not a curated record